Molecule: messenger RNA, 1180 nt
Organism: Zingiber officinale
Lineage: Eukaryota; Viridiplantae; Streptophyta; Magnoliopsida; Zingiberales; Zingiberaceae
Product: J domain-containing protein spf31-like
Exons: 10
Coding region: 1-846 (281 amino acids)
Source: RefSeq, a predicted model, not a curated record
AUGAGAAACAAUGUGGAUCAAAAUGGAAUGAGAGAGAAGCCUUUUUACCUUCUUGUUGGGUUGCGAAGUGGGAGACGGGGGAGGUUGGGCGCCGGUGGCGGAGUUGUCGCGAUGGCUGACGAGAUGGAGGAUCUCCUGCUCAAGAGCUUCAUGUCCGAGGUCAGCGAAGUUGAGAGGGAUAACGAGGUCACAAGGAUUCUGUCAUGCUUCAAGCUGAAUCCGUUUGAGCAUCUUAAUUUGUCCUUUGAUUCCUCGGUUGGUGAUGUGAAGAAACAGUAUAGAAAGUUGUCCUUGCUGGUUCACCCUGAUAAGUGCAAGCAUCCGCAAGCAAAAGAGGCUUUUGCAGCACUAGCAAAAGCUCAGCAGCUACUCCUCGAUCCUCAGGAAAGAGACUACAUUCUUAGCCAAGUUGAUGCUGCUAAACAAGAGCUUAAGGUAAAGAAGAAAAAAGAGCUGAAGAAAGAUAAUGCUUCUAAAAUAAAAGCAAUGCUAGAUGAGGGGAAAUCUGAGCAGCAGUAUGAACAAUCACAAGAGUUCAAGCAACAGUUAAAAAUUAAAGUGCGUGAAAUUUUAACUGAACAAGAGUGGAGGAGGAGGAAAAUGGCAAUGAGGAUAUCCGAAGAGGAAGGAAGACUGAAGAAAGAUGAAGAAGAAACAAAGGAGAUGUGGAAAAGAAAACGUGAGCAUGAGGAACAGUGGGAGGAAACAAGAGAUAAACGAGUUUCCAGCUGGAGAGAUUUCAUGAAGACCGGAAAGAAGGGUAAAAAAGGUGAGAUACGGCCUCCCAAACUGAAGACAGAAGAUCCAAACAAGUCUUAUGUGCAAAGGCCAGUAAAUCGAGGUUGAGAAUCUCACGACAACAAUAUCUGAUAAGUCUGCCAUGCUGGAUUCAGUUAAAUGUUAUAUUUACUCCGGUUGUUAAGUCGUUAACAUUAAUUGGAGUUGUACACUGGAGUUGCAAAGCUAAUUAGUACUCCCUUAUUUCCAUUUGCCAGUUGCUUUGUGCGCCAGUUUGGAUGAUUGAAUCAUUUGCUGGUCUUUGACUGGUUGUUAUAAAAUCAUUUUUAGCUUAUAUACUUACUGCUGGAUGCCAAAUCCAACUUGUAAUUAAAUAGGUGUGUAGUGCACAUUUACAGGCAGCAAGUGAAUUUGUUAGUUUAUAGUUUAUUCACAAAACAAA